AUGCAUGUAUUCCAGUCACAAAGAAGAGAUAAUAGAUGUGGACACGUGGAUUAUGAAGCGCCGAAUUCUUCAUCGAAUGAAAUAUUGGUAAAACUGUUGAUAAUCAAUCCAUUCUCUACAAUGAUUGAGCUAUUCAAUAAGCUAAAGCGACCUUUCAAUGGUAUUUGGGAUGCUGUGGAGUCCAACAAGGUAACCUUUGAGUCCAUAUUACUCAGGCUUCCUGUGAAAAGCAUAUUAAUCUUCAAAUCCGUUUCAAAGCUCUGGUAUAAUCUAAUGUCCAAAAAGUCUUUCAUCUUAUCACAUAGACAUUUCUCCAAACAAAACCCCAAAUUUUUCGUCUUCUAUGCUCCCGAUGAAGACCUUGAAGACAACAUACUUCAUGAAAUGCAUCUAAUGGAACCCAAUGGGGCCUACACCGAAUCCUACACAAUUCCCAUUUUUAAAACCUUACAAUUACAUCACCCGAUUUUAAUCGCUUCUUUCAAUGGUCUAAUAUGCUUCAUGAAUGAUAUGACUCCAUACGAAUCAUCAUAUGACAUGGCAUUACACAUCUGCAACCCCGCCACCCGUGAAGUCCUAACCCUCCCGAGAAGCCACCUGUCAUAUGACAUACCGAUUUUCGGGGUCUUGUAUUCGAACAAUUUCCAUAUUUAUAAAAUCUUUAAGUUUUUUAGUGACCCUGUUGAUCCCGAAAAGGGUUAUGCACAAUGUGAAGUGUACUCUUCAAAAUCAGGAGAAUGGAAACUAAUCCCGCGUAUCACUUUGCGUCCUUUAAUAAAUUUUACCCUUUCAUUGGCAUCGAAUCAUGUUUGUGUAAAUGAAAAGUUAUAUUGGUUUGUCUCUCAAGAUUUUGAUGAGGGUUUUGAAUAUCCGACUUUGAUACUUAUGGUUGAUAUUGACGAUAAUUUCCAUGAAAUCGAGAUUCCAAAUGGUUCUGAAACCGCGUUCUUGAUUGAGUUUUGGGGGAGGCUUUGUUUUGUGGAUUGGACAAAGUCAAAGUUUUAUAUUUGGCUUUUUAAUGAGAUGAAUGAAGGUUGGUAUUUGUUGGAGAUAGUGAAAUUUCCUGUUGAUUCGAUGGAAGUUGCUUAUUUUGACUCGGUGGCUGCAUGUGAGGAUGAAAUAUUGUUUGUUUAUAAAGAUGUUAAGGGUUUGAGACAUGAGAAAUUGUAUGAUGUGGGCCAUAGUACAUGGAAAGAAUUCCAUAUAGCUGAGGAUGAUAAAGAUAAAGCAAUUGUUGUGUUUCCGUUCUUUGAAACUCUCCUUCCGUGUAAAAGUCACUGGUAAUAAAGAGCAAAAAGGCAAAUACUUGUUACAACAUGAUCUGCAGGUAGGAAUAUGCAACUGGGAUCUGGUUCAGGUGUCUGAGUGGUGGUGGUUUUCUUAAAAAACUGUGUGUGAAGUGUGAACUGUAAACUCUGUUUCUGUUGUUUGGUUUGUUUGAACUUCUUUAACUGUGUGGUUUGUGAACUCUGUGUGUUUUGUGUGCU
Molecule: messenger RNA, 1487 nt
Organism: Lactuca virosa
Lineage: Eukaryota; Viridiplantae; Streptophyta; Magnoliopsida; Asterales; Asteraceae
Source: the annotation of a GenBank genome assembly